This is a messenger RNA of Vitrella brassicaformis, 2188 nucleotides long. The record is from the annotation of a GenBank genome assembly. NCBI's taxonomy places the organism in Eukaryota, Vitrellaceae.
CUAGAAAUGUCUGUGGAGAGGUGCCUUUUCCUCUCUCGGCUGCCGCCAUCCGAGAGCCCAGUUGCGGCAGUCAGCCCUCGUGGCGCCCUCAACGGCCAGGCGAGAGGCACCAAAAGGGCGGCAGACGGGGAGGGUGGCUGCCGGUCCGAGGACUUCUGUGUCCAUGGGAUGCUUGAGGUGGGUGGGUGAAUUCACAGAUCUUCGCGAAUAUUGAGGGAUCUGACGUGUGUUCUCUUCUGUCUGUCUGUGGUGUCUGUCAGGGUCGUGAGCUGGAGGUGUGUCUGCACCUUCGUGCUGCAGAUGGGAUGCGUGGAGGCGGCGUCCGGUGUGUGGGAGUGUAUGGCGAUGAGCGGCUGGCCGACAUCCUCAAAGACCGUGAAGAGGAUCUCGAACAGGUAGGCCGGGCCACGUCCAUUCAGCCAGAGGCAGAAAAAGAAGAAGGUCAUCUGUUGCGCUGUUGGUCGGUGUCACCUGUCAGCGUCUGCGGGGCCGCGAUGGUCUUGACAACAUCCUGCACGAGCUGGAGUCCACACUGGACAGGAUCUCCCCGCCCAACCCUCCGGCGUCCGUACGCUGAAACUGCAACAUUACAUCGCCAAUCUCAUGGAUGGAUAGUGUCCAUUCUGCAUCUGUCUGUGCAGGCCGGAGCGGUCUCCUGUGCUGCUGAUGAGCCGCAUUCUCAGCGAUUUGGAGUCCCUCGGGCAGCACCGACUGGUCAGCGUCACGCCAGGAUGGGACAAGCUACAGGUAGGGUGCGCCUUCAUUCCAUCCAUUCGUUAACCCUUUUGCAUUCAUUUCAUCUGUGUGGUGUCUUGCCUGAAGGUGUUGGUAGAGGACAGCAGUGGCCGCUCCCAUGAACUGCGUGUCCAGUAUUCGCCGCAGUUCAUCCAGGCCAUCGAGGAGGAGCAGCAGCCAUCUGCUGGUGGAGUGUCGCGGACGUGGACCCGUGCCAUCGCUGCUGAGAUCAGCGGCGACCUGCCGAUACUCCCCAACCCCAUCACCGUCACAGCAAAACCGUACGCACGCAGAGAAUGCAAAAGGGGUGUGCCUGACAUGUAUCGGGUGUGUGUGUGUGUGUGUGUGUGUGUGCGCAGUGACGUGUGUGUCCACCCCCUGGCGUGUGUGUACCGACAUGCUGUGGGGUUCGUCGAUGGCCUCAGCGGUUGGUUUGACGUCUGCGACGACAUACACAGACACGCGCGGGUGAUCGAGCCAAAAAAGGUCCGACAGACAAGAAAACGACGAUGGGAAGUACACACAACACACACCAACCACCCGUGCUGCCUCCUGUGUGUGUGGCGUGUGUGGUCACCUCACAUAUCACAUCAGGCCUCAUAUGCGCCCCUCAGGCGGCGACUGGGUGAGUGAGCAAACAAGUGGAAGAGAAACAACCACACGAAGCCGCAAUCUACAGUAGGUAUCCGUGUGUGUCCAUCCAUCAGGUUUGACCUCGGAAGUGUCGCUAAUGCUCACCCUCGACCCGCGCAACCCAAAGUACAUAACCCGGCCAGCCAAACCACACAGCCACGAGCAGCACCUACAUUUGCCUCUUUCUUUCGUCCUUUCCAGGUCGGUGAAUGGACAGCACGUGGGGUUCAUGGGUUCCGAAGCUGCAAGGAAGCCCUUCGAAAGGGCGUAUGAGAGUGCGCACCGCGACAGAUGGGACCCCCAGAUCGGCCCGAGACGCAACCUGGAGGCCAUCCUGCAGCAUCACUUCAUGCCACCCGACACACACACGGUCAGCCGAGCCAACAACACAACCAACACAACACACCGUUUCACACACCUUCACGGCGUUUCCUUUCUUGCUUAUUGACUGCAGGGUGAGCAGGGGAUGGAUGUAUCCGAUGGGCCAAAGGAGGUGACAUGCGGCAUCUGCUACGGCAGCCAGCUGGAGGGCGAGGCCCAACCGUCGGCCGUGUGCCGGUCGUGUGGGGGUGCGUUCCACCACAAGUGUCUGGAGGAGUGGCUCAACAGUUUCGUCAAUGUGGACGCGAUUGACGGCCGUUUGGAGGGGCCGUGCCCUGUGUGCGAGCAGCCAGUGACGUGUCUCGCCAGAUCGUAGACAGACCGAGGGGACCGACCGAUGGACGGCUCCCAUGUCUUUUGGUUGCAUCGAUGGCAUGGGAUCUCAAUCAAAGAUUAGGUGCGUCUCUCAAGAGUCUCAAUGUCAUCUCAUGCAGCCAGU